Messenger RNA from Scleropages formosus (Asian bonytongue), 5904 nucleotides. RefSeq names its product zinc finger CCCH-type containing 12Aa (gene zc3h12aa). Gene Ontology annotation, molecular function: metal ion binding; RNA endonuclease activity; mRNA binding. Lineage: Eukaryota; Metazoa; Chordata; Actinopteri; Osteoglossiformes; Osteoglossidae. The record is from RefSeq and is a predicted model, not a curated record. Gene Ontology annotation, biological process: 3'-UTR-mediated mRNA destabilization. The transcript is spliced from 7 exons. Bases 2422 to 4362 code for a protein of 646 amino acids. Gene Ontology annotation, cellular component: cytoplasmic ribonucleoprotein granule; nucleus.
GUCGGGUUUUUUCUUCUCCUUUCUUAUUUUCAGUUUUUUUUUAAUUGUUAAACAUACAGCACAUGUUUGUUGAGCAUUUGGUCCCAUCCGGGAACAUGUCCUCUCGACAGAAUGAGGCCUGGCACAGCACUUCGUGCGGAUGCUGUCAUGCGGAACUGAGGACGUGGGGACGGCUGGACCCGAGUGCAGGAUCGUUUAUCGGGAACCGAGGGGUCGGGCGAGUUCUCGUUGUCGGGGACGGGCGAAGAGUCAGUUGAUCAGCGUUCAGACUGGGAACGGGGAUCCGUGGACGUAGUCGGGAGACGAGGCGAACGGUCGGAAGUCGGGAACGAAGAACCGGGACUAGGAAUGAAGGGGAUCGGGACAUGGGCGCUAAGGGGGACGGUGCGGACUGGCGCGGAGGCGUCGUUAAACAAGAGCCGCACAACACACACCUACCUCUUCCUCUCGCUUGUUUGUGCUGCCUUAAGCAGUGUGAACAUUGACACUCGAUGCGAUUCUGAAUCCUCGCGCAGCUCUUUCUCUGCACUAACAACGACUGCUGUUUCCCGUCCUUUAUAAUGACCACAGCUGUCCUUUCCUGACGUGGCAAAUGACGGCAAAUUUGUGGCAGAAAGCUCUGAAAAUGCAAAAUGUGGACUAAACGCCGCGGUGCAGACGUGCUUGUAACCCUGUGGAUUUGCCACAAAACACAAGAGCUGGUCAGGGGUAUCGAAGGAGGACACGUCUGAAAAGAGCUCCUGAGCUUCAGAUGACAUCUAUUUCUGUGGAAGGUAGAAGAGAGUCUCUGGCUUCCCUUACCCUCUCGCCAUAUUUGAAACACAAAUUAAAUAUGCUGACAUAUGGAUACGGAAAUAUGCUACUCUUCUGCAGGGAUGUGUGUCAUACAAAUGGUCCCACGGUUUGUGUCACAGUGAGUGCGGUGCUUUUAAAGUCCCUCGGUCGGUUUCAGCCAUCAGUGGCAGCGCAGAACCGAGAUGGAAAAUUCAAUUUUGCUGCAGGAUAUAUUCGGCUAUUAAGAAGAAAGACGAGUCGAUCCCGACCCGUGGAUGCGUACCUGCAAGUCGUCGCAUAUAAAGAGGGACUUUGCCAUCAGUAAUGAUUUCCAGAGGAAGCACACAUUCCAUGGCAACAGGUGCAGUCAAGCAGAAACUUCUCCACGAUGGUCCUGUGGACUGCGGGCUCCUGUGUGCAGCUCUGAACCGGCACUUUCCGGGAACGAGAACCAGACUGACAUUCUUUAAACAGAUUGUUCCCGUCUGGAUAUAACGGGAGCUGUUCCGCAACCUCCUUUUCUCGGACUCUGGGGGGGGGGAUCAGAACGUGGAGUAAAGUUGCUGAGAAGAGAACAAUUCAGGAUCGGUUUCUUGAGAGAUGGCUUCAAAUUCAAACAUUUAAAUGAAUCUAGAACUGUCUCAGACGACAGGGAGGCAGCGGGGGGGCAGUGGCAGUACGGUACUUAGUUACCCUGGAGGUUCUUUACAAUGAGAAUGACACUUAUUUUCACACUUGUGUAAGGGUUUUCUUCUUGACGCUCUUAGGUAAGUUGAACUUCACCCGGUUUAUGACGAAUGAUAGUCAGAUGACUCACAACGAUGCGCACGUGACUUCGUGCGUGAUCGACUGUCGUGUGCGAACAAGCGUGUAAUACAGCAGACACCAGGGCAGCAUAGUUAGCAAAUCCCGUAUAAACAGCUGCUGGCCAACAGAGGUCCCUGCUUCUUCACAAAUGUAAUUUGAUGCAGGAGACACUGCCUAAAGCAGAGGUGUCCAACAACUUUGGCCAUGGGCUGAAAUCACAGUAAGGCACAGGCUGAAUCUUAACUGUUAAACUUGAGAAGAUUUAUUGUGCAGGGACACAGUGUGAAAUACAUGGCUGUCACGGUCACACAAAGACAGGAAGUGUCGCGAACUCACUGGGACGGCGGGAACGCACCGGACACGACUUGGGGAAGUACCCUGCUUUACCCGACCUUACCGUGCCUCGGCGUGCCUUACCCCGCUUUACCCCGCUUUACCCGACACCAGGAAGAGAGCACAUGGCACGAUCCUGCACUGAGACUGAGAGUGAGAGGCACGCGCUCUUUGCCAACCCCACUUCCUGGCACUCGCGCGGUGACGUCACUCUGCACAGCGCAGGUAGUCCCAGUAUAAAGGUGUGGCGCAGCGGGACGAGCAGCGAUCGAUCGGACAGGACAGGUGACGAGGGGCGACGGCGACGGCGACGGCGACAGUGACGGCAUGAGCGGACACGGCACAGCGCAGCGAGGCUGAAAACCGCUCAAGUUCGAUGCUGACCUGCGACCAAACGCGAGCCUGGUUGUACAUUAGCUAUUUUCCUGCCCCUUGCUGCGCCCCCCCACAUCCUGCCCAGCUCUAUGAGCCUCCAGCACCUCUGACACGUCUGUGAGCGAGGAGCACAUGCUGGCCAUCGGAGGUGUACCGACAUCCCCACCCGCCUUCUGCGACGCAAUGGACUCCGGCUGCUGGAACACGGUCCCGGGCGAGGCUCCGGCCCCGGUGGGGGGCCCGAUGGGGGGCCCGAUGGGGGGCCCGGGGCAGCCGGACGCUGACGAGGAGUUCCAGCUACGGGUGGACUUCUUCCUGAAGUUGGGCUACUCCGUCAGAGAGGUGCGGGCCGUCCUGCUCAAGCUGGGCCUGGCCGCCGACACCAACGCGGUGCUGGGCGAGCUGGUGCGGAGCGGCGUCGCCGCCGACAGGGGGCCGUCUCCCGGCGCCCCGGUGCCGGUGUUGGUCCCACGAGGGGGGAGCUCGGCCAAGACCCCCGCGAGCCUGUCUGCGACGAUGCCUCCAUCCCAGGAGGGCGAGGAAGAGCAGGAGAACCUGCUGAGGCCCAUAGUGAUUGAUGGAAGCAACGUAGCCAUGAGCCACGGGAACAAAGAAGUCUUUUCCUGCCAAGGUAUUCGGCUCGCAGUCAACUACUUCUUGGACAGGGGUCAUACUGAUAUAAAAGUGUUUGUGCCCUUGUGGCGAAAAGAGCAACCCAGGCCAGAUGUGCCAAUCUCAGAUCAGCACAUUCUGCGCAACCUGGAGAAGAAGAAGAUUGUGGUUUUCACUCCUUCGCGGCGGGUGGGCGGCAGGCGAGUGGUCUGCUAUGACGACCGCUUCAUCGUCAAGCUGGCCCAUGAGACAGAUGGCGUCAUCGUGUCCAAUGACACUUACCGUGACCUGCAGAGCGAGCGCCCUGAGUGGAAACGCUUCAUCGAGGAGCGCCUGCUCAUGUAUUCCUUUGUCAAUGACAAGUUCAUGCCCCCCGAUGACCCCCUGGGUCGACACGGUCCCAGCCUAGACAACUUCCUCAGGAAAAAACCACAGGUGUCUGAACAAAAGCGCCAGCCUUGUCCUUAUGGGAAGAAGUGCACUUACGGCAUCAAGUGCAAGUUCUACCACCCGGAACGAGCGCACCAGUCCCAGCGUUCUCUGGCCGAUGAACUCCGUGAGAAUGCCAAGCUCUCUGCUGUGAAGGAGGACAAGAAGCCUGGGCUGCUGAAAAGGGGGGGGCAGCCAGAUUCCUGUCCCUUCCCAUCUUCUGCGCCCCUCGAGCAGGAACUGGAGCGGAAGCUAUCCGUCGACGGCGUCCGGUCACCCAGGAAAGCCCAACAGCUCAAAGAGAAUGUGCCGCUCUGCUGGAGCGGGUCGCCGUGGUCGGAGUGGCCGAGGCACCCUUCGCCCGGCGGCAUGGAUUCAUCCCUGCUCCACAGCUCCUGGGAACACCUCGACUCUGGCCUGGGCUCCUACGAGAGCCUGCGCAACCACAACCACUCAAACCCCUGUGGGGCCGAGGUCCCCCAGUGGCGCUGCUCGUCUGCCUCACCCAAACAGCCCUACCGACAUGGCGGCGACGUGGAGAGGCAGGAGGCCUUCCCGCCAUGUAGCACUUGCUCCAGCGUAGUCCCGCCAGCCUGCCUUCAUCAGUACGCCCGUGGCCAUAACGGUGAUUUUACCGCGGCCUUGUUGCCCGGCUAUUCACGUUACGGCGGUCACCUGUACCCGGCAGUCGGUCGGCACUUCAGCCUCCCCAGCAAAUUGGAGCGAGGCGCCACCGUUAGCCACCAGGAAGAGUACUGGGCCCUGCGGGCAGGCUCCCCCAGCAGCCUCCCGGACCCUCAUCAGACUUCCAGUCACCUUGCGCAGGGCCACGCGCCUCCCUAUAGGGAGAGGUGGACCCUGCCGCACCAGGCAGCUUUUGAGGCUGAGCGGGAGGAGGUCCGAAAGAAGCUGCAGGCUAUUUUCAGCCCUGACCACGUCGACAAAGUCAUGAGCAUGUUCCCGCAGCAGCUGGACCCCCAGAAACUUGCUGCUGAAAUCCUCUCCCUGAAGUCCCAGGGAGGGAUUCCCUGAAUCAGUUAUCUCCCUCCAGCAGCUUACCCAGCAUUCCUUUUCUCUCAUCAUCAGCUCUCCGCCUCAAGCCUUUGCUGGCAUUUAGAGAGAAACCUGUUUGUUUUCGUACGAUGGCCGAAAAAGCGGUACGAUGCAUUGAUUGUCAAUGUUGUUGUUUGAAUUCAGCCUUGACCUUGUGUUUUUGAACAUGCUCUUCUGUGCACAUGGUGCACAAGCGGUGCCUUCAGGACCUCGUGCAGUUUGAACAGUGGUCUGAAGUAGCAGAUUGUUGAUGCAUAUUGCGUCCUCUUGGGGUUUACCCUCAUGCCUUAAAACGUAUCAGUUCUCCCGACUCACGUUCGUACGUUUGUUUUUCUCGGUCAUUAUCAUCUGUGAAACGUGUAAUACAUUUUAUUUUAAGCUUACACUGUAAAACGAUAGUAGUGUUGCUGGCGUGUCGCUUCCUGCGCGGUAUGUCCUCAUGACGCAAACGAGCGAUUUUCGGAAGCCAGGUGACAGCCUCCGUGCUCUCGAAGAGCUUCGUCGGAAACGCCGGCUCUUCGCGUCUCAAGCCGCACUGCACUGUCCUUCCGGGAUUUUUGGUCGUUGAAAUUUCACGUGUAACACUGUGCUUAUUUAGUCGAUGCAUUUUAUGCUUUUCGGGUUUGAGUUGUGGAAGGAACUUGCACAGUUUAGAGGAGUGUGUGUUGUCACAGCCCUCUUCGCAUGUAGCUCUAUGGGCACCGUGUGCCAAACUGUCGCUCGCCCUGGUGCCUUAGCAGGUGAUCGACUGCAGAGCACGACAAGGAUAGAAAGGGGGGAGGUUGGGCGGGUGGGCGGGUGGCUGGGCGAGAAAGGCAGUCUCUGGCUCCAGGUCCAACGAUGAAAGGAAGGAACACAAAGGAAAGCCCUUCUUGCCAAAACAGAAGCAGUUAUAGCCUCGCUGUGUCCUGUCCUCCGUGUCCCUGGCGCAGGUGGCACUUCAUCCUCACGGUCCUAACACAAGUGUCACAUUCUUGCCAAAGUACUUGUACUAAGUUCAAAAUGUCGUAUAAUUGUCUGAGGGGGGACGGACGAAUGUUUCAGUGUCUGUUGUCACAUAUGAAUUAAAAUAAAGCGUUUUCAGGAUCACUGGAACUUCAUGUUACAGUCUUAUAAAUAAACGUAUUUUAUGCCACAUUUCUUUGACUGGUCCAGAGGUUUCUUCUUAUUUUCUGGUGACAUUGAAAAUUCUUGAGAAAGACAGACUUGGUUCUCAUUACCACCCAAUGACUGCACUAGUGUCAAUCAGAGUCCCGAGAGCGAUGUCCCAGAUGGAUCCAAAACAGACCCUUGGCCUACAGCUAGGAGACACUGUGUACUGCUGAGUGGGGUUGGUUUCUGCGGGAUGCCGCGGCCAGUGGGUACGCUGCUGCAGGGACGCUGCUACGGUGGGAAGGCUGGGAAGGGUGUCCAGAAUGGACGUCGGGAAAGUCAGCGUCCUCAGCGAACAGGUGGACGACGUCCACGAUGCAGAACGCCAAUCGUGCUGGAGCAGGCCGGGACCAGGAGCUGUAGCUGGUG